AUGUUUGUCUCCUCGCGAUUCGAUCCUUGGCUGCGCAUCGCCAACAUCUCGCUCGAACAAAAAUCCAUCUCUAGAUUUGACAGCUGCACCGAAAUCGAAGAGCGCGGCUAUGCUGAACUGACCGACACAAACGACGACAAGAGAUCCGUAUCGAGUGUACUCGAAGAACCUCCUCCCGAACGGGAAAGCAAAAACAAAAACACAGACACAAUCAUGGCGAGUCGACGUGAUUUCCUCAACCAACCGGCGCCAGAAAACUAUGUCGCCGGUCUCGGUCGCGGUGCCACCGGCUUCACGACUCGAUCCGAUCUUGGUCCAGCGCGCGAUGGGCCAAGCGAUGACCAGAUCAAGGAGAUUGUAGCAAAGCGUGCCGCCGCCCUCGGAAUUGGCCCGGAUGGCAAGAAGAGGGGCGACGACGAAGGCGGAAACGACAGCGAACGGUACCAAGAUCCUGAUAACGAGGUGGGCCUGUUUGCAGGCGGAAUAUACGACAAGGACGACGAAGAGGCGGAUCAGAUCUGGCAGUGGGUCGACGAGAAGAUGGCCAAGAGGCGCAAGGCGCAGCGUGAGGCCCGGGAGGCCGCCGAGACGGCCGAGUACGAGAGGCAGAACCCCAAGAUCCAGGCGCAGUUCGCCGACCUCAAGCGCGCGCUGGGCACCGUCUCGGACGAAGAGUGGGCGAGUCUGCCCGAGGUGGGCGACCUGACGGGGAAGAACCGGCGGGCGAAGCAGGCGCUGCGGCAGAAAUUCUACGCCGUCCCCGACAGCGUGUUGGCGGCGGCCAACGACUCGUCGCAGAUGACGACGACGGUGGCGGAUGACGGGACGGCCUCGGGCGCGGACGCGGCGGACGGGACGAUGACCAAUUUUGCCAAGAUUGGCGCGGCGAGGGACAAGGUGCUCAAGGUUCGGCUGGACCAGGCGUCGCAGGGAGGCGGCGGCGGCGGUGGCGGCGGUGGUAGCGGCACAGAGUCGACGGUGGGGACGGCGACGAGCAUCGACCCGCAGGGUUACAUCACGAGCUUGAACAGGCGGUCCCUCACGGAGGCGCAGGCGCAGGUGGGCGACAUCAACAGAGUCCGCGAGCUCCUGCAGUCCGUCAUCAAGACGAAUCCCGGAAACCCGCUGGGGUGGAUCGCGGCCGCCCGCUUGGAAGAGCUGGCGGGCAAGAUUGUGACGGCGCGCAAGGUGAUUGCCGAGGGCUGCAAGAACAGGCCGAAGAGCGAGGACGUGUGGCUGGAGAACAUUCGGCUGAACGAAGGGCAGAAUGCCAAGGUGAUUGCGGCCGAGGCCAUCCGGCACAACAGCCGGUCGGUGCGCCUCUGGGUGGAGGCGAUGAAGCUGGAAAACAUACCCAGCGCCAAGAAGAGGGUGAUUCGCCAGGCGUUGGAUCACCUGCCGGACUCCGAGAUCCUAUGGAAGGAAGCCGUCAACCUGGAAGAGGACGUCGACAAUGCCAAGAUUCUGCUAGCCAAGGCGACUGAGCUCAUUCCGCUCUCGGUGCUCAACAGGGCCCGCAAAGCGGUUCCCACCUCGUACGAGAUUUGGAUUGCUGCGGCGCGCCUUCAGGAGCAACUGGGCGAGGGGACCAAGGUCAACGUCAUGAAGCGCGCCGUGCAGGUCCUGGCAAAGGAGUCGGCGAUGCCCAAGCGGGAGGAGUGGAUCGCGGAGGCGGAGAAGUGCGAGCAGGAAGGGGCCAUCAUCACAUGCGGCAACAUUAUACGGGAGACGUUGGGCUGGAGUCUCGACGAGGACGACGACCGAAAGGACACGUGGAUGAAGGACGCCAAGUCUAGCAUCGCCCGUGGCAUGUACGAGACGGCGCGGGCCAUCUACUCGUACGCGUUGCGGGUGUUUGUCAACAGCCGGACGCUGUGGAUGGAGGCGGCGGAUCUGGAGAGGCACCACGGUUCAAAGCAGUCGCUGUGGGACGUGCUGGAGAAGGCGGUGGAGGCAUGCCCCAAGAGCGAAGUCCUCUGGAUGAUGCUGGCCAAGGAGAAGUGGCAGGCUGGCGAGAUCAACAGCGCCAGGCACGUGCUGGCCCGCGCGUUCAAGCAGAACCCCAACAACGAGGACAUUUGGCUCGCGGCCGUCAAGCUGGAGGCGGAGAACGAGCAGGUGGACGAGGCGCGGAAGCUGCUGGAGCUGGCGAGGGAGCAGGCGCCGACGGACCGGGUGUGGAUGAAGAGCGUAGUGUUUGAGCGGGUGCUAGGGAACCAGGAAGCGGCGCUGGCCCUCGUCCUCAAGGCGCUGCAGUACUUUCCCGGCGCGGCGAAGCUCUGGAUGCUCAAGGGCCAAAUCUACGAGGACAUGGGCAUGAUACCACAGGCGAGGAGGCGUACGCCACGGGCCGUGCUCGACCGGGCGCGCCUCGCGGUGCCCAAGUCGGCGGAGCUAUGGCUCGAAUCGGUGCGGGUGGAGCGGCGCUCGGGCAACGGCAACCAGGCGCGCAGCGUCAUGGCCAAGGCGCUGCAGGAGGUGCCGCGCAGCGGGAUCCUCUGGAGCGAGCAGAUUUGGUUCCUGGAGCCGCGCACGCAGAGGCGGCCGCGCAGCCUCGAGGCCAUCAAGAAGGUGGACUCGGACCCCAUCCUCUUCGUGGCGAGCUGGUUCGAGAAGGCGCUGGUGCUGGAUAGCGACAAUGGGGACACGUGGGCGUGGUACUACAAGUUCUUGCUGCAGCAUGGUACUGAGGCAAAACGAGGCGAAGUCAUCUCCAAGUGCAUAUUAAACGAGCCACGGCACGGCGAAUACUGGCAGAGAAUUGCAAAGGAUCCUACGAAUGCUAGGAAGGGCAUCGAAGAUAUUCUGAAGCUCACGGCAGCCGCCCUCGAGGGAUAA
Parascedosporium putredinis is the source of this 2838-nucleotide messenger RNA. The record is from the annotation of a GenBank genome assembly. Lineage: Eukaryota; Fungi; Ascomycota; Sordariomycetes; Microascales; Microascaceae.